CCCUCCCCCCGUGCUCGGCCGCCCCCUCCCCCGCUCCGCCCGCUCAGAGCGUGAUGGCGGCGCCCGAGGUCGCUGGUGUCGUGGCCAAUGCCCCCGAUCCUCCAGAAUCCUCCUCUAGUUUGUGUGCUUCCAAAUCAGAAGCAGGUCUGCCAGAUGGCCUAAGCCCCAAAGAUCCUGCACAGAAGCAGAAGAACUCGCCUCUGUCGAGUGUAAGUAGCCAAACGCUAACCAAGGAGAAUAGCAGAAAUGUCCAUUUGGAACACCCAGAGCAGAAUCCUGGUUCAUCAGCAGGUGACACUCCAGCAGCGCACCAGGAAGUUGUAGGAGAAAACUUGAUAGCCACAGCCAUUUGUCUUUCUGGCAGUGGGUCUCAGUCUGAUAUGAAGGACUUGGCCAGCACGGCAGGCGAGGAGGGGGACACGAGCCUCCAGGAGAGCCUCCGUCCAGUCACUCGAUCUCAUAAGGCAGGGUGCCGUACAAAGCAGCCUGCCUCCGAGAAUGGCUCUGAAGAGAAGUCCCCACAAGCCUCCAUCCAAAAGGAAGGGAGCAGGGACACAGGCUUGGAUUUCCGACCUGUGGUGCCUCCAGCAAAUGGGGUUGAAGGAGUCAGAGUGGAUCAGGAUGAUGAUCAGGAUAGCUCUUCCUUGAAGCUUUCUCAGAACAUUGCUGUACAGACUGACUUUAAGACAGCUGAUUCAGAGGUAAACACAGAUCAAGAUAUUGAAAAGAAUCUGGAUAAAAUGAUGACAGAGAGAACCCUCUUGAAGGAGCGUUAUCAGGAGGUCCUAGACAAGCAGAGGCAAGUGGAGAAUCAGCUCCAGGUGCAAUUAAAGCAGCUCCAGCAGAGGAGAGAGGAAGAAAUGAAGAAUCAUCAGGAAAUACUAAAGGCGAUUCAGGAUGUGACAAUAAAGCGAGAAGAAACAAAGAAGAAGAUAGAGAAAGAAAAGAAGGAGUUUUUGCAGAAGGAGCAGGAUCUGAAAGCUGAAAUUGAAAAGCUUUGUGAGAAGGGCAGAAGAGAGGUGUGGGAAAUGGAACUGGAUAGACUCAAGAAUCAGGAUGGUGAAAUAAAUCGGAACAUUAUGGAAGAGACAGAGCGGGCCUGGAAGGCAGAGAUCUUAUCACUAGAGAGCCGGAAAGAAUUGCUGGUAUUGAAACUAGAAGAAGCAGAAAAGGAGGCAGAGCUGCAUCUUACUUACCUCAAGUCAACUCCUCCAACCCUGGAGACAGUUCGUUCCAAACAGGAGUGGGAGACAAGACUGAAUGGAGUUAGGAUAAUGAAAAAGAAUGUUCGGGACCAGUUUAAUAGUCAUAUUCAGCUAGUGAGGAAUGGAGCCAAACUGAGCAGCCUUCCUCAAAUCCCUACUCCCACUUUGCCUCCACCCCCAUCAGAGACAGACUUCAUGCUUCAGGUGUUUCAGCCCAACCCCUCUCUGGCUCCUCGGAUGCCCUUCUCCCUUGGGCAGGUCACAAUGCCCAUGGUUAUGCCCAGUGCAGAUCCCCGUUCCUUGUCUUUCCCAAUCAUGAACCCUGCCCUUUCCCAGCCCAACCAGCCUUCCCCACCCCUUCCUGGCUCCCAUGGGAGAAAUAGCCCUGGAUUGGGUUCCCUUGUCAGCCCCCACGGUCCACACAUGCCCCCUGCCGCCUCCAUCCCGCCUCCCCCAGGCUUGGGCGGUGUUAAGGCUUCUACUGAAUCUCCCCGGCCCCAACCAGUAGACAAACUGGAGAAGAUCCUGGAAAAGCUGCUGACUCGGUUUCCACAGUGCAAUAAGGCCCAGAUGACCAAUAUUCUCCAGCAGAUCAAGACGGCACGUACCACCAUGGCAGGCCUGACCAUGGAGGAACUGAUCCAGCUGGUGGCUGCACGGCUGGCAGAACACGAGCGGGUGGCAGCGAGUACUCAGCCACUUGGUCGGAUCCGGGCCUUGUACCCUGCUCCACUGGCCCAAAUCAGUACCCCAAUGUUCUUGCCUUCUGCCCAAGUUUCAUAUCCGGGAAGGUCUUCACAUGCACCAGCCACCUGUAAGCUGUGUCUGAUGUGCCAGAAACUUGUCCAGCCCAGUGAGCUGCACCCAAUGGCAUGCACUCAUGUGCUGCACAAAGAGUGUAUCAAAUUUUGGGCCCAGACCAACACAAAUGACACUUGUCCCUUUUGUCCAACUCUGAAAUGAUGGAACUGACUGGGGAGAAAGAAGAGGAGAAAUUGAUGUGAACAGGAAGCGCGGGUUCAAGAUUUCUAAAACUCUAUAUUUAUACAGUGACAUAUACUCAUGCCAUGUACAUUUUUAUUAUGUAGGUAAUGUGUGUAUAGAAAGUCUGUAUUCCAAUGUUCGUAAAUGAAAGUAUGUAUAUUAUGCAGAAACGGUCUUCCCCCUCAUCUUGAAAUUCUUUCAGAGGAUGCAGAUUGUAGGGAAGAUGUUUAGUUUGGCCUUGAAAUUACGAUAUCCCUACCUAGGACUGUUUUCAAAUACAGUAUAAAAACCAUCUGGGAAGCUGCUGUUGCUCUAAGGCCAUCCUGCUUUGGUUUGUGUCAGCCUCUAGUCUAUUUUCUUAAGGCUUAUGUAUGCAGAUUUGAAGCCUGGUGCUCACCUGCUGUCCAACCAGAUGCCUUGCUUAUUAAAAGCUCCUGGAACCCUCAGUGUUCCAGCCACUCUACUCCCAAUAGUUAAAAUGAUGCACUCAUUGAGGGCAAAAAUGUAACCCUAAUAGUUUGACUUUU
Molecule: messenger RNA, 2716 nt
Organism: Lepus europaeus (European hare)
Lineage: Eukaryota; Metazoa; Chordata; Mammalia; Lagomorpha; Leporidae
Gene: RNF214
Product: ring finger protein 214
Exons: 15
Coding region: 54-2168 (704 amino acids)
Molecular function (GO): ubiquitin-protein transferase activity
Source: RefSeq, a predicted model, not a curated record